GUUGUUUUGUACAGGAUGGUUGAGACGAGGCGUGGCGUGUGACUGCAAUACCGCCACUGUGCUCCGGACAGCGCGCCGUGCGGACAUGGCGCGACUCCUGCGGCCGCCGACCCGCACGGUGGGGCGGCUUCGUCGGGUCCUCGUGUAGGAUGUCAUUGAAGACGCCGACGCCGGCCGCCGGCGAGCGCGAGACCUGGGGCAAGAAGGUCGACUUCCUGCUCUCAGUCAUCGGCUUUGCCGUCGACUUGGCCAACGUGUGGCGCUUCCCCUACCUCUGCUACAAGAAUGGAGGGGGAGCGUUCCUGGUGCCGUACUGCAUCAUGCUGGUGGUGGGCGGCAUCCCGCUGUUCUACAUGGAGCUGGCGCUAGGCCAGUUCCACCGCAAGGGCGCCAUCACCUGCUGGGGCCGCCUAGUGCCGCUCUUCAAAGGCAUAGGCUACGCUGUGGUGUUAAUCGCGUUCUACGUGGACUUCUACUACAACGUGAUUAUUGCGUGGGCGCUGCGCUUCUUCUUCGCGUCUUUCACCACCAUGCUGCCCUGGACCAACUGCGACAAUGAAUGGAACACGCCUGCUUGUAAACCGUUCUCGGCGUUUCUGCAUCAGACGAGCACCAACCAAUCCCGCACACACAAUUCCACAAUGGCGGCUGCAGCGACUACCCCUUUCACUUCCGCCGCUUCCGAGUACUUCAACCGGGCUAUACUGGAGCUUCAAGGCAGCGAAGGGCUGCACGACCUGGGCGCGAUCAAGUGGGACAUGGCUCUGUGCUUGCUGGCAGUCUACAUCAUCUGCUACUUCUCGCUCUGGAAGGGCAUCAGCACUUCUGGCAAGGUGGUUUGGUUCACGGCUCUCUUUCCUUACGCGGUACUUCUGAUUCUUCUGGUACGUGGCAUCACUCUACCCGGCUCGGCGGACGGCAUUCGGUACUACCUCAGUCCCAACUUUGAGGCUAUUACACAACCUCAGGUGUGGGUGGACGCGGCGACUCAAGUGUUCUUCUCUCUUGGACCUGGUUUUGGCGUGCUCUUGGCGUAUGCUUCAUACAAUAAGUACCAUAAUAACGUAUACAAAGACGCCCUCCUAACAAGCGUGAUCAACUCCGCUACUUCAUUUGUCGCUGGCUUCGUCAUCUUCAGCGUUCUGGGUUACAUGGCCAACGCGUCUGGGCGACAUAUUGAGGAUGUGGCCACAGAGGGUCCAGGGCUUGUCUUUGUGGUGUACCCAGCUGCUAUAGCGACCAUGCCGGGUUCGACGUUUUGGGCGCUGAUAUUCUUUAUGAUGCUGCUUACGCUGGGACUGGAUAGCUCUUUUGGCGGUUCUGAGGCCAUAAUAACAGCGCUAAGCGACGAGUUCCCCCCGAUCGGGCGCCACCGCGAGAUCUUCGUGGCCUGCCUCUUCACACUGUACUUCUUUGUGGGCCUGGCUUCUUGCACCAAGGGCGGUUUCUACUUCUUCCAACUUCUGGACCGGUACGCGGCAGGAUACUCCAUUCUGGUGGCUGUGUUCUUUGAGGCGAUUGCUGUUUCUUGGAUUUAUGCGCAUACGCACCCUCACCACGCCCUACGCAGACACCGAGGCCCGUCGCAGCGUUACCAACGGUAUGGUGGUGUCAGAAAGCGGCGGCGUGCGGCUAGCCUCCGCUGCACCAUCUCCCAGCACACCACCAGCGACCACCCCCACGACACCCGGCCUCGCCGCAGGCCCCGCGCUCGUCUGAGCGCAACUCUCCUUCGACGUCUACUAUGUGUAGUCCGCUUAGCCUCAUUUAGCAGUUGUGUUGAACCGUCUCUAGGAAAUCGGGGUUGUGCAACGUAUUCUGGUUACGACAAUUGUGUCAGUUCAUCGGAUAGUUGCUGGAUAAAAAAGGUUGUCGAUAUUAUUUAGGCGUUUAAAAUGUUAGAGGCUAAGGUAAUGCUUGAUGCUUUUAAUUAUGAUCUUACCUUUCUUUUGUCGAAUUUAUAGGAGAGUGUAUGUAAUAGCAGUUUUACUUCCCCAAAACAGGCAUAAUAUUUUUUAGUAUAACGUGAGUAUGAAACUAGUGUUUUCGAUUGGUUUACGCUUUAACUCUAUAUUUUUUGUACAGAACAAGUUAUGUUAAUCAUAUAAUAUAAGGAAAUAAUAUUUAUACAUUAUACUCAUGAUGAAAUAUUGUGCUGUGAUGGAUGAUAUAUUAGAAAUUACUACGCAUAUUUUGAUGAGUUUUGUAGUUGGUAAGAAUCAUUUUGACGCUUACUGCUGUGCCAGUAAUAAGAUAUGCUAUGUAACGUUUUAAAUUGCUAUUCAUAUCAUAUGUAAUAUUUAAACGAUUACCUAUAAUGUAUUGUUUUGCUGAUUUAAUUAUAUAUAAGUAUUUUACUGAAGUAUUUAGCAAGCUUUACCGAUUAAAACUAAAAAAGUAUCCAGUAGAAAAUUAGUCAUAAACCCAAAUAAGUAAG
Messenger RNA from Leguminivora glycinivorella, 2437 nucleotides. It is a transcript of the gene DAT, whose product is annotated as sodium-dependent dopamine transporter. Gene Ontology annotation, cellular component: presynaptic membrane; neuron projection; neuronal cell body membrane. Gene Ontology annotation, molecular function: dopamine:sodium symporter activity. NCBI's taxonomy places the organism in Eukaryota, Metazoa, Arthropoda, Insecta, Lepidoptera, Tortricidae. The record is from RefSeq and is a predicted model, not a curated record. Gene Ontology annotation, biological process: dopamine uptake involved in synaptic transmission; sodium ion transmembrane transport. The transcript has 11 exons. The coding region runs from base 150 to 1886 and encodes 578 amino acids.